GAGGAGCUGAUAAACUCUUUCUCCUUCUUUUCUUCUCUUUCAUUCUGCAGCAGCUGGAAACACCCCGAGUCUGGAGCAGAGUCUGGAGCAGAGUCUGGAGCAGAGUCUGGAGCAGAGUCUGGAGCAGAGCCACACUGAAGUUCGAGGUUUAUAAAGAACAUGUAGGAUUAAUGAGGACGAAUAAGAUGAAACCGUCAUGGAGAGUCUGCGUAAGAACAAGGUCUUUCUCAUCGAGACACUGUCUGGCGAUGCCAGCAUCUGUUUGCAGUACGUCCAGAACGACAACAUCAUCACCAAGCGUGACUACAACAACCUUAACCAGCCCAACCACACAGAAGAGAAGAUCAUCAUUAACCUUCUGGAUAACCUGACCAACAAGGGUGAUGAGACGUGCCGUAAAUUCCUCAAGCUGCUGGAGAAAGACGAGUUUCAGGAGAUUUUCCCUCAGCUGAAGAAGCUCUUCACACCUGUUUCAGAAAGUCCAGUUCCUGAAGAGAUUGGAGAGUAUAAAAUGUCCAGCAUGCCUCGUGGUGUGUGUCUGAUCAUCAACAACAGGAACUUUAUUAAAAUGGGAAACCGUUCAGGAUCUGAUAAGGACGAAGAGGCUCUUAUAAAGGUGUUCGAAUGGCUGGGCUUCUCUGUGAAGGUGCACAGGGACCAAAACGCGGAACAGAUGAAGGACAUCUUCAGGACAUACAGCAAACACAAUCACGAAGGUGACUGCUUCGUCUGCUGUAUCCUCAGCCACGGCUCUGCUGAAGGGGUUUAUGGAACAGAUGAAGUGAUUGUCCAAGGAUCUGACAUCUACAACCCAUUUAACGGAGCCUUCUGCCCGAGUCUCGUCAAUAAGCCCAAAGUGUUCUUCAUCCAAGCCUGCCGUGGAGAGGUGUACCAUCAGCUCGUUAAAGUCCAGUCUGAUAGCCAAAUGGAAGAGAAAGCAGGAGAGGAGAAAGAAGAAGAAGAAUUAGCAGCUGAUGCUGUGCAGAUCACCAUUCCAGCUGAGGCUGACUUCCUGGUGGCUCGGUCCACUGUUAAGGGCUACCUCUCCUUCAGGGAGCGUUCUGGUUCCUGGUUCAUCCAGUGUUUGUGCGAGCAGUUGAAAAUUUACUGUCAGAAGGGUGAAGACGUCUACUCCAUCCUUCUGAAGGUCAAUGAGGAAGUCAGUCAAAAAGCUGGAAAACACCGGGCAAACGAUGCCAAACAAAUGCCUGAGCAGAAGAUCACCCUGAGAAAGAAGCUGGUGUUCCGUGUGCCGCAGUAGAACCUUCCAACAUGAUGACUGCUUCACAGCUGAUGAACCUUUUAGUAAAGUUCUGUGUAAAUUUCACAUAAAUCAAUUCUGCUAGAAGUAUAAAUGUUUCAGAAUAAAUCUGAUUUUUUCCUACAGCUCAUCUGCACUGGGCGACUUUCUUUCUGCACUUGGCUUGCUUUAACUUUCUUAAAUGUUUAAUAUGUACUUCAUUAAUGCCAUUAAUAUCAACAUUUGUGUGUAAAUCAAGCUUAACAUCAGUAAGAGUUCUGCAUAAAUUUACACACUCGAGAGCGUGAGAAGGAAACAAACACCUUUCUGUAUUUGCAGGAUUUAAUAGAUGAAGCAUAAUGUCAGUGCUAAUUAUUCUCACUACACACAAUAAAACACAGCACAGCUGAUUUUUCUCAGAUAAUUAGAGAAUUUUCAUUUGGUAUAAACACAUUUUAAACUGUUUUUAUUCUGAAUUUCUAUAUUCCUGUGAAGCUGCUUUGUGACACUGUCCAUUGUUAAAACAGCUAUACAAAUAAAACUGAACUGAAUAAAA
This is a messenger RNA of Hemibagrus wyckioides, 1796 nucleotides long. Its product is annotated as caspase-8-like. Gene Ontology annotation, molecular function: cysteine-type endopeptidase activity. Gene Ontology annotation, biological process: proteolysis; negative regulation of extrinsic apoptotic signaling pathway via death domain receptors. The transcript has 7 exons. Bases 197 to 1261 code for a protein of 354 amino acids. NCBI's taxonomy places the organism in Eukaryota, Metazoa, Chordata, Actinopteri, Siluriformes, Bagridae. The record is from RefSeq and is a predicted model, not a curated record.